GAGGCCGGCCGGCCCUGCCCCCUUAGCAGGCGGGCGGGCGGGCGGGCGGGGGUGGCUGGCUGGCAAGGCGGGCGGGCGGGCCGAGGAGGCUUCGCCGCAGCGGAGAGCCGAGAGGCGGUUCCAGGCGGUGGGAGCAGCAGCAGCGGCGACGCAGAUGGCUCCUGCGGGCGGCGGCGGCGGCGGAGGCUCGACGGCGGGGAAGAUGGCGCCGUCGCACGUCCUCAAGUGCUGCCAGAAGGUGCUGGCGUGGGUGCCCGUGGUCUUCAUCGCCCUGGUCGUGGCCUGGUCCUACUACGCCUACGUGGUGGAGCUGUGCUUGUGUGAGUAGACGCGGGCUGGGCGGGCUCAGGAAAGGCGCUUCCUGGGAUGCCCCUGAAACCGCCGCUGUCAUGGGGGUUUGGCGGCGGGGUGAGUUUCGGGUGGGGGCCCUCUUCUUCUCCACCACCACCACAAAAAAUAAACAUUAAGUCCAUUAAACGUUAAUGGUGGCAAGGCAAGUCUUGUGCUUCCUCCUUCCCCAAAUCAGCCACCGCCUGCCUCGUUACUUCCUCCCUGCUGAGCAGCAGCCCUGAGGUGCUCAGCCCAGCAGCAGCGGUUAUUCGUGGCUAAAGGGUAAAGAGACCUGUUGCCUCUUUUUCGCCCUGAUAUCUGGCACUGCCAUAUGCACAGGGUCUGUCCUGGGUGGUCUGCUGCGUUUAUGAAUCUGGAAAGAGGUAGUAGCAAGCACCACACACUCGCGUGCUCUCUCUCUCUCUGCACUUCGGGUUGUGAAAGUGGAUUAGAGGCUUCCCUUCGAGGCUUGGCGCUGAAGGGAGCCGGAGGAGGAAAUCCACCCUUUUGCAGCUCUGAUUUGUGAAUGCAACAGGGUUUCUAGGACGGAGCAGUGCUAUUCCAUGCACGUUUCCUUGAAAGCACCCUUGUGUUCAGAUUGUAGCCUAAAUAAGCCCCUGUUUGGUGUCAAACAUCAGAAGUGUGCAUAGGAUUGAAGCCGGAACAAGCCCAUGUCUCCUGUUAAAAUCUUGGACGCUUUAGGUUUUGUGGGACGGUGUUUAACUGAUGUGUGUUUGUUAGUAGGCAAAUGCUGGUGUUACUGAACAUUGCGCUAUGCUAAAAUCCUUGGGUUUUCACUCUUCCCUGUAAGUUUUUGCUUCAGUUUUAAUUCAUUUGAGGCUACCGUUAACCAUGACCCUAUGGUGCUUUGGUUGAUGCUAAAAUGUUCUUGUGAGUCCCUUUCGUUGGACAAAAUUUUAGUGGAGAGCUUGCGGGCGGGAACAGCAGUCCUUUAGCACUCCUGCAGUGCUUCAUUGUGCUUCUCUUGUCAUUGCUCUUUUGAAAGCAUACAUUGAACAAGGUUCCUGGUGAGAUAGUCUGGGAAGGGUCUGAUAAUUGAUCCUUAUGGGUGGUAGGGUAGUUUAGCAUAAGACACUCCACCCCAAAGAGAAAUAGAAUGAUGAUUUCAGAGAUAAAUUUCAAUUGUAUGGUAAGACAUUAGCAUGAGUCUAAACCUCUGCUGUUCAUGAAAUGAUUAUGGGUGCCUCUUCAAGAUCACUUAAUACAAGUUGCUCAUUUUAACAGCACUUGUCCCCGCAAUUAGGCUAAUUAAAGGAGAUGAAAGGAUAGAUUUUUGAAAACAGGCUUCAUGCAUAUUUAUUUGCUGAAUGGCAGAUAUGCUUUAGUGAUUGCAAGUAAGGAGUUGUUAACUCAUCCAAAGUAAAGGAGCUAAGAUUAUUCGAGUGUAUUCUUUCCAAGGAGCAGAUGAUUGCUUCCAGCUUUGACCACUCUUCUUCUUCUUCAACUUUUGAGUUACUUCACUAGCCAUCCUUAAAGCUCUUUGUCCUAUAAAUAAUAACAUGUGAAUGUUCCGUGUUGUAAUAUGGGAAUAUUUACAAAAAAACUUGCUGUUUGUUUUCCUCUAGAAUUAAUUUUUUAAAAAUAAAAUAUAAAAAGGGUUCAAUAUUCCUGUUUCACAAUCUGGAACUUAAAACAAAAUAAAAACAUAGGGUUCUGCCAUCCAUGAAGAGAAGGGCUCCUGCCAUUCACAAAAGGCUUUUUCAUCCUUGGAGGAAUUCUGCAGAUUGAGGGUGGGGGAUGCGUUCUACCGAUUUCCUCCUCCCUGUUGCUUACAGUACCACAUCCUGCACUGUUCUGCAGGACCCCUAAGCACUGUAGAUUUUCAGUGUGUGCAAGGGAAAGGGAGAAUUAGCAUUGUGUUGAUCCAUAUCUCUAAGCAGAAACUCCACAUACACAAGCCUAAUGUAUAUAGACUCAGUGUGUGCAGUUUGUACCCUGUAAAUAUAGAGUACAGAUUGUAUAGAGAGCAUUUGUGCAUACUACAAUGGUACCUCGGGUUACAGACGCUUCAGGUUACAAACGUUUCAGGUUACAAAUAGUACCUUGGGUUAAGAACAGAAAUCGCGCAGUGGUGGCGUGGCAGCAGCCAUUAGCUAAAGUAGUGCUUCAGGUUAAUAACAGUUUCAGGUUAAGAACAGAGGUACCACUGUAGAUGUAUGCACUUUGCAGAAGUUAUGGCUGGCUGAGGGUGAGGCAAGUGGCAUGCAUUAAAUGUCCCCUAUUUGAAACAGGGCUGGUAUAUAUGCUAUACUGUAUCAUAAAGCAAAGAACCACUGAUCUGAUUAUUUUAUUGAAACCCUUUCUGAUGUUGGACUAGGUUACUUUUGUUAUGAAUUUAUUAUGACGGCAGUACAAUGCAUAUAGCAUUUAACAUAACCUCAUACAGGAAACUUAAGAUGUUAGAGUGAAAUGUGUUAAUAUUCCUAAUGUUUUCAGCAAUCAAGGCUUGAUCUAUAUCCCUGUCCUAUGAAGGUUUUAUUGGUAGAAUGCCUGAAGGAUUGACUUAAACAUACUUUUUAAAACUCCCUAAUUCUAGGUCAAACAAUUGACAUUCACAAAACCAAUGGCUUGGAAUAUUUUUUCAGGUUCUUUGUUCUUUCUUCCAUGGAGUGUCUAUUGCCAUAUGAAGGUCCAAGCUUGGUUCAGACAUUAUGAUCUCAAACCUAGAAUGAGCCAUGUACCCCCUUUGCCAAGUUUCAGCAAAGAUUUCCUUGCUUCUUAAACCACAUGCUUUCCAUAAUGCCUGAAACUAUGACUUAAACACUUCCUACAAAUUAGAAUAUCAAACCAGGAUCUAAUCCUGUUUUGAUAACUUGGCUACUAAAACAUAGUUUGUGCUAAAUUAUUAUAUCUGAACUAGGCCAUCUAUAUCUCACAUAAAUACAUAAAUAUAUGCCUUUAUUUAUGCACAAAAUACAUAAAUAUAUUGAAACAAAAUUGUAAGCUAUAUGUUUCUUCAGUAAAAAAGAGUUAAUUAUUCUCGAGUUAUAGCUAGCAGGCAUAUGGGAACCUCAAAAAGUUAGCAACUGCUUCGUAAAGCAAAUGUUUGUAACUUAUGGCUCUUAUUUUGGUGGAUUAAUCUUUGACUGUUAAGUCUGUGAUCUUCCUCUAGCACCCCAGAUUCUUCUUCUUCUUCUUUGGCGAUCACUCAUAGCUGAGUAAGAUUGUCUUCUAUAAACACGGUUUUAACAAUGAGUCUGUAAGGGACUGUGGAGGCCAGUUCUGGAUCCACACGUCCUUCCACAGUGGGGACAUUGGUUUCCGGGCGGGAGUUGAUCACAGUGUGGAUUUGCCAAGUGUGCCUUCCUCUUAGCACGUUUCUCCCUUGCGUCCUGAGUUCAAGUGUCUUCAAAGCCCAUGACACCUUUGGUAAAGGCUGUUCUCCAACUGGAGCGCUCGCAGGCCAGUGUUUCCCAGUUGUCAGUGUUUAUACUACCUUUUUUUAGAUUUGCCUUGAGACAGUUUUAAAUCUCUUUUGUUGGCCACUAGCAUUACACUUUCAAUUUUUAAAUUCAGAAUAGAGUAGUUGCUUUGGAUUAAGAUAGGGAGGAUAAAGGAGAGGUAAAAUGUUUAGUUUUGGAUAAUUUCCAUUACAAAUUUGCAAAUGCUUGGUAUAGACAGGCAUCAUCAUCAUAACUUAUUUAUAUGCUGACCAUCUGACUGGACUCCCCAGCCACUCUGGGUGGCUUCCAACAACAAUAACUAUUAAUGAUACAGUCAGCUCGCAAUUUACGUGGGAAUUACAUUCUGGGGAUCAUCCUUAAAGCCAAAAGCGCAUAUAAAAACACAGAAGGUUCAGUGGUGGAUGAGAUUGCCAAAAUACUUUCCCGCGGAUGCCCAACCCUUUAUUAUUAUUUGCCAGCAAUUUAUUUCAAGAAUAAAUUGUUGAUGUGAAAAUAUCUUCACCAGGUUAGCUUGCAUCAAGCAGAUUAAAAUUCUGAAAGCAGUAGAGAGCAACCUGCCACAUCCACAAACCUGUGGAUAGAAUCACAGUUGGUGGAAUUGAAAGAUUCUUAUCUGACAUUUCUGCCAAUUUUGAGGGCCAGUCACUUAGCCUAACCUACACCACAGGGUUGUUGGGAAGAUGAAAUGGGGGGUGGGAACCAUCUUGAAAUCCUUGGAAGAUAAAGGUGGUAUUUAAAUAUAACAAAUAAAUACUUAAAAAGUAACUGAUGUACUCUUGACUCUCUAAUAUAACACACAGUAGUGAUAAUUGUAGUUGCAAGUGUGCUGAACCACAUGGACAAAAAGCUCAGCAACUUUGGUCAGCCCCAGGCGCUGGUGGUCCUCCCAAUGCCACUUGCUUGUCACUCCCACUGUCCCUCACCAUUGGCCAUGCUGAUGGAAAAUAGAGACCAACUACAUCCGGACACUCUUAGCUAGAGCAAUCUCCUAACUUAGCAUUAGGGAUACAGAGUUUGCUACCCAUGCAGAUUUUUCUUUCCCAUUACCAGGUGGGAACUUUGCACUAUACUCUGGCAACUCUUUUUCUGUCCAUAACUUGCUGGUUGGGAUAUUUAGCCCAAUGAAAGUGCCCACUUGUUUUAAUACACUGUGUGAUAAUAUACGCAUGAGAUUAUAGAUGAAGUUAUUGAAAAGGAAAAUCUGACCUUCAAGAGCAGGAAAACCUUUUUGCUUUUCUUCCUGGCGGCCGUCUGUUCUCCUACCAGUCAAAAAUCAUUGCAUGUGACAUGCACUAUGAUGAGGUUUUUUUUACUCUUUAUAAUAAAGCACUUGACAUUUAGAUUUUAUUGUGAUGUGUAAGAGUCCCAGGCAGAAGCUGAUUAAUGUGGGCACUUUGCAGUAGGGGACAAAAAGAAGGUUGGAGACAGUUUACUCUGAAAUUUGUAAUGACUCGGAAUGUUAAAAGCUACCGUAUUUUUCGCUCCAUUGGACACAGUUUUUCCCCUCCAAAAAUUGAGGGGAAAUGUGUGUGCGUCCUAUGGAGCGAAUGCAGGCUUGUGCCAUAACCGCGUGCAACCCCUCCGGCAGGGAGAGGCUGCACAGGGCUAUGGCUUCUUUAGCCCCACGCAGCCUCUCCCGGCAGAGAGAGGUUGCGUGGGGCUAAAGAGGAAGCCAAAACAGCGAGCGGGAUCCUUCCCGCUCGCUGCCUUGGCUUGCUCCAUAGCUGCGCGCAACCCCUCCGGCAAGGAGAGGCUGCACGGGGCUAUGGCUUCUUUAGCCCCACGCAGCCUCUCCCGGCAGAGAGAGGUUGCGUGGGGCUAAAGAGGAAGCCAAAACAGCGAGCGGGAUCCUUCCCGCUCGUUGCCUUGGCUUGUGCCAUAGCCGCGUGCAACCCCUCCAGCAGGGAGAGGUUGUGCGCAGCCUGUACGCUGCUGUUUGGGGCUGGGGGGGGGAAGAUUUUUUUUCUUGAUUCCCCCCCCCUAAAAACUGGGUGUGCCCUAUGGUGCAAAAAAUACGGUAUAUUCUUUCCUUUGCCUGUCAGGAGAAUUACUAAAGUAAAAAUAUGUGCUUUUUUUUGUGGCUUGUAUUUUCCUUUUUAUUGGUAGCUUGUACAUUGUGUAAUGCUACAAUAGUUUGCACACAGUUCUUUCAUAUGCUGUUAGUUAAAUGAAAUGGACAGUAAUGACCGUAGGCCUAAUCAAAUUUUCUUAGAGGUAACUGAGACUCUAAUUCUGUACAUGCUUCACUGUGACUUACUUCUGAGUAAACAUAUGAGAUCAGGCUACAUGCCUCUUUGAAUUAAUUGAAACACUGCCAGAGAAGACUACUUAGGAUCUCAGUGUAGCACCCUAAUUCUUCUUACUGGACUAUCACAUUUGUGUUUGGGUGGGAAUGUCUCAGCGCACUCCUACAGAACACAGUGUUGAUCGUCAAGGCUGACAAGUGAGCAAGACAGUUCCUGGUGAUGGUGGACAGAGACAUAGUCAAAGCAGCAUGUGAAGGCAAAAAACCAAAAUCACUGGCCGAGGGAAGGUGCACUGGUGGGCACCUCAGUGAGUACACAGGGAGCUAGCUUAAUCUUUGUUAAGAAGGCAAGUUGCUUAGCAAAAGAGCAGCAAGAGAAAGUACUAGAGAUUUAUAGUUCCUGGUGAAGUAUCAUUGGCUCACAUGGUCACCUGAUGCAAUGCAGAAUCAGCAGCGCUUUGCCUGGGUGUGGCAGACAGCAGGCGUAAUAUGUCUGGUGUUCUUCCUUCCAGGCAGCUGUCCUGACAAUGGUCAAGGGUACAGUUUACAUGCCAUUGUUUCAGGAAAGCUGCCUUUACUGGCGCAAAGAGUACUGUGCUUGAGUUGGGUUGCCAGUGUUCUCAGGUUUAUAAUAGUGUUCCAGCUGUGUUGCGGGGGAAAAAAACACUGGUACGAAGAUUGAACGUUGUUCUUUUUGCAUGCAUUAUUUGUGUAUGAAAUGCGGAGGAUGGGAGGAAUUCGACAUAGCGCUAUGGCAAGAAUUCUGUUUGCUCAAGCAUUUCAACUUGCCAGACAGAACGAUCUCACCUCUCUUUCCCCACGCACUCUUUCUGGAGUUUUCCCCCUGACCUACCACAAGUGCAGGAAGGUGGGGGCAACCCCACUGCUACUGGAAGUCAUUGUGCUGGCUUCCAUUCAUUGUCAAUCCAGCCCAGCCUCUAAAGGAAGAAAGCUGUUGAAAGGCUAGGAAGGGAGGUGGGAGAUACUUGAAAAGCAGAGGCUGGUCGGUCGAGCAGUUUGAGUUUGAGGAGGUGUGUUAUUGGCAGUACAGUUUCUAGCAGAAUAGGAAACAUCUGGGUUUACGUUAGACAGGAUACUAAGUGUGGUAUAUCCUUUGUGUCUGAUUCAUUUCCUAUAUUGUAGACUGGUAUUUUCCUGCUGUGUCUUCAUUAUUAAGCAGCAUUUAAUAAGUUUUUUUAUAUCCUAGUAGCCUUCAAAACAACUCUGAGGAACUUAAGUAGACCAUGUAUGGAAAUUGGGGAAUUUGUUUUGAAAUUGAGAACUUGUUUCUACUACCAUUACUACUACUACUACUACUACUACUACUAAUCUUAUUAUUUAUGUCCUGCCCAUCUGACUGGGUUGCCCCAGCCACACUGGGCAGCUUUCAACAAAAUAUUUAAACACAAAGAACCUCAAACAUUAAAAACCUCCCUGUACAGGGCUGCCUUCAGAUGUCUUCUAAAAGUCAGAUAGAUGUUUGUUCAAGAAGUACAAUACUUUUGCAAUACAAAUAGCAUGUGAACUACAAAAUGACUCAAAGUUGUAUGAUCCAUCUUGUCUCAAGUCAAUAAGUUGGUUUGUAAACCAGCUGAAGUUGGCAAUGUGGUGGUCAGAUCACUACACAAACAAGCUGCAUUUGAGUAUGAAUGUUAAGGGGAAAUAAAAGUGGAAUAGGUCCCUAGUAUGUUUGCAUACUGGGCAGGGAACAAAAACAUUUACAGUACAUAAUAAAAGAGUGUGAUUUAACUUGAUAUUGCUGAAGGGAAGACAUUUUAAAUGGUCACUUCUAGAUAAUUUGGAAUGCUCUUAGUUCAUUCCUAGAAAUAAGCAGCCAGCCAAUCUCUUGAAUUCCCAAAAUAAACCUUUAAGCCUGUCAGAAAUUAUUCAGUAUCAAAUAUUUGUGUGUGGAGUCAAGAUGAUUCAGGGUGGGUAAAAAGAUGCCAAGACUUUCAGAACAGUGCCAUUGGCCUGAAUUCAGGUUCAGUUGGAAGAGAUCAAAAGAUGUAGGGCAUAAUCCACUGGAAAACAUAUCCUGCACAAAAUACAAAUCCCACUAAAAUUUAAUGGGAGCACAAAUUUGGGAGUCAGUAUCCAAAUGUAAUAGCCUAAGUCUAGGGAGAGAAUGCUUGACCAGUUCCUUGUAAACAGAUAUUCUCCAUGCAUACAACUUCUGAAUAGAUUAAAAACUCACAAAAAUGCAGUGUGUGUGCGUAUGUUUGUGUAGGAGAGAUAUUGUUGGCAAGAACAAUGCACACAGUCUUUGUGAAGGGUAGGCUUGUAUUCCUUAUGGUAGCACUUCGCCAGUUUUGUGCCUCAGAUAUUGUAGGUUGUACAGGAUAUAAUCACUUCUGUUGGAAGUGGCAUUAGUUUUCGGAACAGCUCUUGCAGUUCAUAGCAAAGAUGCAUGGUUGGUUGGUGUUUUUUCUCUAUAAAAAUUCCUACCUAUAUUUGAAUAUGACUUCUAAUUUGUAGAUCUUUUUGAUGAUGGUUAAAGAAUUGCUGCAAGUGUUUUAGGGUACAUUAUUAUUAAUCAGCUUUUUGUACCUGCUGGCAUAUUUCUGCAUGAGUAAUUUAUAUCUUGCAAUAUCUUAAUGGCCUUAUGAUUAUUUACUAUUAUUCAUUAACAUUUAUAUAGGUGCUUAUCAGUAGCCCCUGACUUAGAACAACACAAUAUUUAAAAAACCAAUUUAAUAGCUUAAACCUGUGUUUCCCAAACUUGGGUCUCCAGCUGUUUUUGGACUGAAACUCCCAUCGUCCCUAGCUAGCAGGACCAGUGGUCAGGGAUGAUGGAAACUGUAGUCCAAAAAUAGUUGGAGACCCAUGUUUGGGAAACGCUGGUUUAAAUCAACAAUAAAAUACAGCAAAAAAGUCCUUGCCACAGACAACCAGUUUACAGCCCAGAUUUAAAACAUGAAUAAAAAGCUCUUUACGUCAUGCCAGAAAGACUGCAUAGGAGGCAUCAGUCAAGCCUCUCUGGAUAUUCUGUACCAAAAAGCAACUCUGUGUAGCCGCUUGCCUUGAUGAAGCACCUGGAACAAGGGAUGAAGAGGAUCCUAAGGUUCUGGUAGACUGUUUCUUCAAAAUCCACUUCUGUGUAACUUGCAGAUCCUAGUUCAUGUCCCACCUUUUGGAGCAAUGCAAAAGAAAUUUGCUCCAUCAUUCUGACAUACAAAGUAACAUACAAGAUAACUAAUAACCCUAGUUUAGUUAUUUAUUUUAUCCCAUGAUCAGAUAAAAUUGUUCUUUGUAUAAUUUGGAAGUUCAGUGUUAUUGUCUUGCUUUUAUACAUUUUCACCCACUUCCUUUGUUUAUUUAUAAACCUGGUGUUUGAAUGUGCCUUUUAUCUAAUCCAACUUGUUCUCACUCAUUCUUCUUGAGAACCUUUUGAUCAAAAUUUAGGACCCUUUAUUCUACAGCUAACAUGAUUUGAAACGUGGUUUGAUCUUUUUAUACAGAAGGAGAAACUUCUAUUAACAGACACCCCAGUUUAGUGGUGAUAGUUUUUUAUUUUGAGAAGAAACCCACUCACCCCUCAAUGAUUUAGCUAAUGUGUAAUCUGUUGCAUCUUUCCAUUCCCUCCACUAUGUAAAGCAUUAACUACUCCCAAUAAUCAGCAGACCAAUUUGGCGCAUUCAGAAUAUAUAAAAAAAUUUUAAAAAAUUGUCCAGUAACACCUUAGAGACCAACUAAGUUUGUUGGUAUCUGAAUAAGUACCUGAAGAAGUGUGCAUGCACACGAAAGCAUAUACCAGGAACAAACUUGGUCUCUAAGGUGCUACUGGACAAUUUUUAAAUACAUUUCGACUGCGUCAGACCAACACGGCUACCUACCUGAAUUUAGUGCAUUCAGUUUGUUGAUGAUGAUAGGAUGUUGUGCUUGGUAAAUACAGGGUGAGUCCUUUAAAAGAGGCCCCGUGGAUACAGAGUACACAUGUUCCACGGGGCCUCUUUUAAAAGACACACCCUGUAUAAGAUUACAUUUUACAGGAGCAAAUUUUUAGCUAUUCAGUGGCUUUGAAUUAGGCUGUGUUGAAGCCAUAGAAGUAUAUUCACUAGAAAUGUUUGUACGUAUUUACUCUGCAUUUAUAUGUAAGCAUUGUCCACCCAGUUACCUGUUCAUUGUUCCUUGCUGCUCUCAAAGCAAAUGCUGAUAGGUGAUGCUAGUAUGUGGGGCUUGGCUUAACAAAUUGGUGAUUAGGCUUCUUUUGUAAGUAAAGGCUUACUUGCAGGACAAGCAUAGGUAACUUGCAGUGGUGGAAUGUAGAUAACAAUUAGGUAUUUGAGUUUAAUAAAGUGUACUAAAUUGAUUCCCGAGUGCUGCCAGUGGUCACUAUUCCAUAUGAGAUUAAAUUUAUUUUUAGUAUGUUGAAUCUGCUACUGGAUGUAUGUAAUCCUGCUAGGCUAAAUAAAAAUAGACCAAGACCAUGCCAGCAAUAGUAACUGAAGUCCAUUUUAAAACUGCAUUGUUGGCUUUAUUUUGGUUACUGAACCUCUACCUGGUAACCUGUGCUACAAUCAGGGCUGGUGAAAGGACCUGAAUCUGGGCUUAAUUGCAUAACCAAGAAAGGGAAAGGGUUGUGAUGCAGGCACAAGGCUAAUUCAUAUCUCGGCAUAUUACUGCCAGAUACAGUCAUCUGAACUGGGCCAUGGAGUAUGAAAGAAAUGGCACUUGCCCAAGAGCACAAUACAUGUGUGACUCACCUGGUUUUGACUCUGGGUCUUCAGCAGGUUUAGCCCUCUGGCAACUGAAGUUUAUGGCUCCCUCACUGACACACUGACACUCUUUCAGUGCAUUACUUGAGCUUCAUUUUCUUGAAGGAAAAGUGAAAUAAAUAAAAUUGAAGAAUUAGUGUAUUUUGCAUUCAUUUGUCACAGCUACUGCUUUCCCCCACAAGAACUGAAAUGAGCAUAGCUUUUGUGAUCAAACCAUUUCCUAACUAAAUAGAUACAACAAUUUAUGUGAAAGGAAUUGUGCUCAUUUGCUGAACACAUACACUGAUUUUUCCCCCUUUAAGUUCUUGUACGUACUUUGGAAAAUGGCAAAAUGAAUUUUCUCCAGGAUUACAUUAAAAUUAGAUGAUCUUUGCUCAGGUUUUAUUAAUAUUGGUUUCUAAAAGACUACAGGUAGACUCACUCUAGUUUUUUCUGUUUUUUCCCCUAGUUACAAUAACCUCAACUGGCGAAAAAGGUAAGAAUGUUUCUUCACAUAUAUUUCUUUGCAUAGAGUGCAUAUAUUCAUUAGCCUUGGUAAAAAGAUGACCUUUUGUUUGAGUUUUAGAAUUCCAUUUAUGUAUUUUUAUUAAGAAUGGCACAAAUUUCCCCUACUUUUGUGUUCCUGCAUGCCAUUGGUUAUGCAUGUAUGUGGUUCCUUGCUUAUCUCUUCUUUUAGAUUCCCUCUUAUGGUUGCUGCCUAUAAUUAUAAUCCUUCUCUCUUGUGGUUGCUGCCUAUAAUUAUAAUCCUAUCAUCUUUGGAAUUAGCACAGAGAGAAAAUAAAGUGAUGUAGCUAGGACACAUUUAAAAAAUGGGUGGUAUCGGUAAUGGAUUUUCCAUAGAGAAAAAUUGCCAGGUAUGCAUCGGUUUAGCAUGCUAGACAUGCAUUUGGAAAGUUGUGAGAAGUUGAUCAACAAAAAAGUUCCCAGGGAGAGUUUACCUGGCAGUUUAGGAGCCUCACAUUGGGCUAUUCAUAAGCUGAAGUACUGCAUCCUGAGGACUGCUGUUGCUACCACCUGUCAGGGUUAGGAUUCAUUCCUUUUCCCAAGAGAGUGUGUUGGAAGCUGCUGGGAAUUGCUCUCACAUUAUUUCUGCAUGAGAAAUUCAGGCUGCAGUGUGGGGAGAGAAUGCUUGUAGAGUACAGUGGUACCUUGGUUCUCAAACGUAAUCCGCUCCGGAAGUCAAUUCCAAAACCAAAGCAUUCCAAAACCAAGGCAUGCUUUCCCAUAAAAAGUGCCAAACUUAAUCCAUUCUGGAAGUCUGUUUGACUUUCGAAAUGUUCGAAAACCAAGGCGCAGCUUCUGAUUGGUGCAGGCGCCCCAGAAACAAUAGCCGGCAACCAUAUCGGACAUUCCGCUUCCGAAAAAAGGUUUGAAAACCGGAACACUUUCUUCUGGGUUUUCAGUGUUUUCAGAACCAAGGCGUUUAAGUACCAAGACAUUUGAGAACCAAGGUACCACUGUAUAGAAUUUAGGAAAGGUUGGUAGUCUCCAGAAAGCUUUUCUUUGCUGAAAAGAAUAUUUGCCUUGAUGGUUGAACAGUGGUAUGAAGCAACUGUCAUUCUCUUUAUUUUACUUUCUAGUACGUUAAUCUUUCUGCUGUUACUGCUGUUGGAAGAAUUCCAUUUGACUUCAAACACAUUUCUUGAGAUUGUGUAGCUACCAUAGACAUAACACAUUCUCUACCAGUUUAAAUGUGGCUUCAUGCAAAGAGAAUGAUUCAUGUUAUUAUGUAGCUGCUUAGUUUUUUGUGUUCUAUAUUAUAACUCAAGCACUGCUAGGAAGAUUCCUCCCCCAUGUAUUUCUUAUCAAUAAGAAAUUUGGUGCGGCGUGAAUAAAAUUUUACUCUGAAAGUGUGGCCCAGAGAAAGAAAAACAUUUGAGAACCACUGUAGUAUUGCAGUUCCAUAGGGAAGGAAUAGCUGCUUAAUCAAUUUAAACCUGUGGGAUGCGUAUUUCCUGAUUUUGCAUUUCAGAUUUUAUCUUGAGAUGCUUGUUUGAAGGAUUGCCAAAGUGAGUGUCUGUCUGUGGGAAACCCAAUUCAUGUAUAUUCUGAACUAUAUUGCUAGGUUAGCUUUCUUGUUACCCAGUCAGCUGAAUUUUUCCAUUUGGCAUUUGUUUUCCUCCUCCUUGUGAAGUCCUUGGUCUCACUGUUCAGUGUUCUUUUGUUGGUAACCACACUAGUUUGAUUAUUUAGUUUUUUCCUCUUUUUUGAUACUGUAUCUGAAUCUGUAGGAAAACACUUGUGGUAGAACUGUCUCUUAUUCUGUGGUACACCUAUAAAGUAGGAUGCUUAAUUUAGAAGAAGAAGCGGGGGGAAGCAACAGAAUUAUGGUUCUGCUUGUGCUAAGUCACAAGAGCCACAACGAAAAGGUCCCAGUAAUAGUCUCACAGUUCCUUUCUGAGGAAAAUAAAAUCACUAAAGCAAGAUGCUGUAUAGAAACUGCUAGUAAAUCAGGAUUAGUAUUGAAUGCAUGCAGUUCCUCAGUUAAAUUAAUGCAUUAUGAUUGCAAUCAAACAAUAAUUGCCUGACAUUAUUUGGAUUUUUGUGAAUUGUUUGGAUAUAGACCCUUCAAUAAUAAAGUCCUACUUAUAAUUCCUGGAAUUAAGAACUAUUCAAACUCCAAACUUAGAAAACCUCAAGCUUGAUUACUUUUCUACUUAAAAUAAUUAUAAUUUUAAACAUUCAUAUUUCCCCUCUGGAUAAUAUCUGCAAGGAUAUAUUCCAGAAAGACCACAUAUAGAUAUUUUAAACACUUAAGAAUUAAAUUAAAUAAUAUUCUUGGCAGAGUUUUAAGGUUUCAUAUAACUUUCUAAAAGAAAGACUGCCACAGGAAAAUCUAGCAUGUGCACAAUGUCUUUGGAGCAGAUGGAAUCCCCUAAUGUUUCUGGGAUUGGACUGAGGCUUAAUUGUAUAUCUUCUUAAACUUCUAUCCUUUAUCAGACUGCGAAAGUAGGUCAAUAAUUUCUCCUUUGGUGUGAGAAUAUGACAGAAGUAACAUUAAAUAUUCAACACCAUGCAGCAGUUUUCCCCACCCCAUCAGUUAGUUAUACAAAGUGCUUUCUUUCACCACUCUUAAGAUUCUUCUGUAGAUGCUUGGUAGAAUUGAUAGUAUAGCAGCAACUGGAUUUAAGAUGCAAUAGCAAGCCUGCUAAUUAGUAUUUUGUUAUCUUCUUAAUGUAGCUUAAAUAUACCUAUUUAGAAAAUCAGGUUAGAUUAGGCCACUGGAGGAACGUAUGGGCCAAAAAGCGACUGCACUUGGCAGUCUUGUAAAUUAGUUGGGAACAGCUACGAAUUGCUUCUUAAUCCAUAGUGUGUUAGCCUGGUAGCACUAGCUAAGGAGGAAUUGCUUCUGGGUGGAUGAAAAGGCUGCUGCAGGAGAGAUGGAGCUCCCCAGUCGUUUUCGUAGGCUAGUAGCUUUGAAGACCUUUUUACAAGACUGUUAGAAAUGUGAGCCACCAAUUUACUACACUGACGUGAACCUCUGGUGUGACAGCCCUUUAGAUAGCCAUCUUCAAAUAUCUCAAGGGCUUUCACAUGGAUAAUGGAACAACCUUGUUUUCUCCUGAUCCAGAGGCUAGGACCUGAACCAGUGGCUUCAAGUUACAAGAAAGGGGAUUCUGACUACACAUCAGAAAUAACUUUCUGACAGUAAGAGGUGUUCAACAGUGGAGCAGGUUCCCGCAAGAGGGGAUGGACUCUUCUUCCUUGGAGGUUCUUAAGCAGAGGUUGGAUGGCCAUCUGUCAAGUAUGAUCUAGUUGAGAUUCCUGCAUUGCUGGGGAUUGGACUAGAUGACCCUUGGGAUCUCUUCCCACUCUACAGUUCUAUGAUUCUAUGAUCUGCCUGUUCUGGUGCACAAGUGUGUUUGUGUGUGUGCUACGUCCGUACAAUGCAAUAGGUUUCAUGUCACUGUAAUCCCACUUUGAAUUGAGAUUAGGUGAGGAAUACAUGUUAGGAAGAGUAAUUGAUACUUAAGGCACUAAACAACUCUUCCCCAGAUAAUGGCUUGAUAGCACCAAUUUUCACAGCAUUUUUCGAAGGAAAUAAUCGUUCUAAAAAAAGUGUAUAAUAAUAACAGUAUCAAAAUGUUGGUUUACAAUUAUAUAGUGCUCUAGUGCUACCUAGAAGGGUCUUUUAAAACUGAUAUACCAUUUCUUAAAUAUGAUAUUUUUAAUAUUUUAGAAAACAGCACACAAUUUAGCAGAUAUCUUCUUUGUUGUCUCUUAUGCCAAGCUGCAUUGGUAUACAAAAUACCUAUGCACUCAAAAUAAAGAUUUCUAUUUGCCUCUCUUUCUUUUGCCCUUUAUACAUGUAAGAGAACUCUGGAAGAGACUAUCUAUAACUGUUUCACUAUGCUAUAUUUAUAAUGCUUAACCUCAGUGACAGAUAUUUUACCUGUUUUCAUUAUUUGAAUAUGAAGCAGCCCUUAACUCAGAGGCUCAAUUUAGACACCAAGCCAAACUGGUUGGCACUUAAUACCAGUAGUACAACCUGUCCCAAGGUUUCAGCUUCUAAACAGUCAGGCAAACCAUGGUUUAGAGCUGCUUUUCUGUUUUUGUUUUGUUCUGUGUCUGCUCAGCAGGUGCAUAUUUAGGUGCGGUAGCCUCUGAAUACCUACAUCAAACAGUGACCUCUGAUUCUGGUUUGUUAGCCACUUGCAAACCAUGACUUAUCAGUGGGGACAUCAUGCCAAACCACAGUUUAGCUUCAAUAAACCAUCAUUUGGUUUGAUGUCUGAAUUGAGUUGUAUGUUAGAGAAAGGGCCAUGGAUUCUGUUAUUUUGAGAUGAUAGAUUUUGGCUUUGCUUUAACAUGCUUAUACUGAAUUCUUACAGCAUCCUAAAGCAGGUGAUUAAAAAAGAAAUAGAAUCAUAUUACGAUUGAAAUUUAAAAUGUGUUUAAAAUCUGGGUUAAGUUAAACCAAAAUAAUUGUUUUUAUCCACAUUAGUAGAAUUCCUCCCAACACUGAUUCUAUAGUGUUUUUUCUCUUCAGAGCUCGCCAAGAUAGCACAACAUUUGUUCUGCAAUCAUCUCUUCAAAGUUAUUUUGCUGAUAUUAUGAAGAAAAACCAUUGCAUUUUUGUUUUGUUACUUCAGCUGUAUUCACUAAAACCUUAUUUGUAUUUUUUUUAUUGCAGUUGUCUACCUUGUGGUUUUCCAUCUGUCGUUUGUCAUGUUUGUGUGGUCCUAUUGGAAGACUAUUUUUACAUCUCCUGCCUCUCCUUCUAAUGAGGUAAAGGUUAACUUUGGCAAAAUGUUGCCUUUCUUACAACAGAAUUGUUUUUGCUACUGAUGUAUGAUGUGGCUUGCUUUUUUCAUUUCCAUUCAGUAAGUAACCCUGUUCUGUUGUGAAUGAAAUUCUUAAGAAUAUUUUCUAUGAUUAACACAUCAUUGAUGCCAACUUCACAUUUCAUUAAUUUGGACAUUAAUUGUUCACGUUUCCAUAUGCUGUAAUCCAAUAAUGUGGCAUUCAAGUAGGAGAUGUUGUUAAUCAGUUUCUUAAUCUAAUAUUUUGAAAUGGAUAUGAAUUAGUUCACUGUAUGUGUAUCUCUGUAAGCAUCCUUAUUUUAACAAUAUCCCAUUGUGCUCAGUGACAAGUCUCAUACUUGUUUAGGAAUUCUUUUAAUUGUGAGUAGACUCCAAGCAAUACGCAAGCACAAUAUGGAAGAGCACUGUCAGCAGGGAGCCACCAUUGUUGUACUGAGCAAUGUGUCAUAUUUACCAAUCCAUACGUCUCAACAAAGAAGAUGAUGAGAAGAGUAAUGCAGUUGUAGACUUACGGUCACAUUCAUAAUGCAGAUGUAGACUUAUGGUCACAUUCUCGUAAAACACUAUUGAAAUCUAUUUGGCUAAAUUAAAUUAAUCAUGACUCUUCCUAAAAUCAUGGGUAUUGUCUAAACUAAGUAGUGCUUGGAGCAGAACCGUUGAAGUCAGUGGACUUAAACUACUUAAGUCAGUCUUCUCUAUUGUAGACGUGUGCUGCUUUUCUGUGAAACGUUGGCCUAAAGCAUAUUUUUACAGCUGUAAACAUUUCAGUAGAAAAAAAAUGGCUGUAAGUGCCCCAGAAUGAAGGGUAUCUGUUGGCCAGAUAUACUAUAUUUUCUGUAGGUUUUUUUUUUUAAAAAGGACUCUCGUGUGUAGGUAACCUAAAUAUUGUGACCCAUGCAAAUGACAAAGAUGUUACCAUUUGUUUGGCUACUCUGCACCGCACUUCAUCUGUUAGGCCUAGUGCAGAUAAGGUAUUUCUGAUCUCCUAACCAUGGUUUCCCUGUGUUCUUAUCCAGUUAAAUCCUUCAGAUUUAUUUAUUCAUUUAUUUAUUUAUUAAGAUAUUUUAGACAUUGGUCAAGUUCCCACAGUGAAGGAGUUUUGGUCUCUUUUGUGGCCAGGUCUGUUAUGCCAAGAUUGUUAUCGCACAUAGUUGAGAUUUCAUUAUAUGGAGGAAGCUGAGGUUGCCAGGGAGCAUGUGUGUCAGUUCCUAACAAGUCUGGGUCAAUUGACCAGUUAGCUAAGCUUUCAUUAAGAGGAAUAUGUAGCAAAACCUCUUACUUGGGACAAGGCAUCUCCAGUCCCAUUACUUGCACACUCGCUAUGUAAGGGACCAGGGCUGUCCAUAUAAAACAUAUUACCGUAAUUACAUCUUGCCACAGUUGCUUUGAGUUACCUCCUCCAAUCCUGUAUGUAUUCUCAGGUAGCAAUAAAGAGGUACCGAUCUAACUGAUAGAAAAAUGCAUUCUUGUAGAUUGAAAUAAUAGGAAAUCUGUGUUUAAAGAGGAUGUUCCCUGCGUAGAUCAUCUCUUUAUUCAUAAAUUAUGGUGGAUUUAUCUCCAAGUUGAUGGUGUCCAACUUUCUCUUUCAAAUAGCUAAUGCAAAUAUAAAAGAGUAUUAUUAUAGUUUAUUAAAACAACCAUUCUUACAUAGUGGGGAAGCCUGUACUACAAAAAGCAUUGACUGCAGGUUUUGCUGUACUGCAAUGCCACAUUUGUCAAUGAAAAGAACAAUUGGUUUUGUCUGACACCCUGGAAAGAAAUGGGAGAACAAAGGGAUGCUGUUUUUCCCCAGAUUAAUUGGAAAAUAUUCUGCACCUUGCUUGAAACCCUUCUAGGGUUUUUUGUUUGCUUUUUGCGAGCUUAUGUUAUUUCAAAUGUAUGUAGAUAUUGUUGGGGAAGAAGAUGCUGUGGCCCUCUUAGCACCUAAAGAUGAUAUAAAUGGAGCGUUGCUUCAAGAAUUUCUUGAAUCAGUCAGUGUUCUGGUGGUGGUGGUGGUUUUACAAGUGUUUUAAAGUAUCCUGGUUUCUUAUCGACAUAAACAGCUUGUCUGAGCUUCAUCUUUUAACAGCUUCUUUGCAACACCCUUGCUCUUGACUAGCUGCCAGAAUAUUUACAUGAUGUUCUUCUUACUUGGGGCAGACAUGCCCUGCAAAGUAAAUUAUUAUCAACUGAGCAAGUCCCUUAGACAUUCUGGAUGUAUAAUUACUUUACAGCUAUUAGUGUCUUCCUGGGUACAUUUUAUUCUGUUAUGUCCUGACAAGGACAUUUAAAUGGCCCCUUCUCCGGGGCUUUAAUAGUAAACCAACUCAACAAAAAUAAGCUGGAAGUAUGAAAUGUCACCUGCUAAAUUUAUGUGCAUCACACUGAUGUUAAAGACCAUGGGGCAGGGCCAGAAACAAAGCAGCAGCCUUAGUAAUAUGGGGGGGGGCACACCUUGGGGAUGGACCAGAGGCUGAAACUGGUGUAGAAUGCAGCAGCUAUGUUGCUUGUGGGAGCAAACUUCCUCCAGCCUGCAGCACGUUGCUUGCGGGAUUUGCACUAGCUACCAGUCUGUUACUAGGUCAAGUUCAAGGUGUUGGAACCAACAUAUAAGGCCCCAUACAUCUCAGGACAAUGUUACUUGAAAGACGGCCUUAUCCAGGCAUAGGCAAACUCCGGCCCUCUAGAUGGUUGGGACUACAAUUCCCAUCAUCCCUAGCUAACAGGACCAGUGGUCAGGGAUGAUGGGAAUUGUAGUCCCAAACAUCUGGAGGGCCGGAGUUUGCCUGUGCCUGGAUAUACCCCGCCCAUCUUGCUGGGUUUUCCAGUAUAUCCCUGAAGUCUACAGGAAAGUUUCUCCUGCAGGUACCAAAGAUUUAAGAAUUCCGCUCCAUGGUAACUUGGAGUAGAGGUAUUAAUACAGCCGUUCCUGUUCUGUUGAAUAGCAUUCCUGUCAACAUUCUAUAGGUGCCCACUAUCCACUUUCUGAAAACAAUGGAAGAUAUUUUUCUUCCAACAGGCUUUCCCAGCUGAGUAAAUGGGUCUUUGCAAUGAAUGUCAAUUUUGUAUUGCUUUAGUUUUGUUUUAAAUGUAUCUGCUGGUUUUUUCGUGUGUUUUUAACUGUUGGGGUUUUUGGUUUUGGUUUUUUUGCUAUUUUUAUUGUACACUGCAUUGAGACAGUUGUGGAGACUUUAAUAAGUGAAUUAAUAAUGAUGCUGAUGAAGACCAGUUUAUAAUCUGGUUCUCAGAGUAGUUAAACACAUUAUGGAACAGUGCAUAAUGAGAACUUUGGGUCUUGAGGUUGUGGUGGCCAUGGUCCUUGGAGUCCCAAGACAUGCUCCUCAUUGGAUUGUGGUGAAUAGUUUGAUAUCAACACCUGUGAAAAAGGGAAAUUCUAUGUUCUUUCCUGCACCCUUUCUCCACAUCUGCUCUGGAGGCUUAGGGGAACUCGUAGAACAGAUAUGUUGCAGGGAGAGGGGAGUGAAAGGAAGUUCUGUUGCACAAAUGGAAGUCCUUGCACUAACUGAACAAGUUAACGGAAUACAGUUCAGAAUCCCAAGUCACAGCUGGUGUAAAAAGAACUGUUUCUUCCCUAAUUUGUGAGGAUGGCAAAGAAGGAAGGAAUCAUCUUGGAGGAUGCAUACUGAAGGUGCAUUAGUCUUGGCAGACCCAACAUCCUGUUUUCUUUAGCCCCCGCCCCCCCCCUUAAGAAGAAACAAGAAGCAGUCUGUUUGAUUCCAUUCAGCCUAUUAAACUCACAGACCUGGUCAGCAGGCAGCAGCACAUAUUCACAGAGAGCAUCCUACUUUAUAACUGGGGGGAGUAAUUGUUAGCCACUUAAAGAAGCAUCCAUAUAGUACGUUUGGUUUGGGAGCCAUACUUGUGUUCAGUUCAGUUCUUUUCUCUUAGGUUUUUAUUUUGCAGGGGAGGGGUUGCCAGGCAAACAUGUACCUUGAAAUGCAGGCUUAUUUAGUUCGCACCUGCACCCUGAGAAUCAUAGAAAUUGGAGAGUUGGAAGGGAUGAGGCCCUGAUGCUUUUCCACAGUGAUCUAAAAGUUCCUUGUUACACAUGAGUAACACUUUCAAAAAUAACAUUUUGAAAUUGAUUUGUUAAGAAUAGCUAUGGAUUUCCUUUCUCCUGCCCAAUUCUGUUUUGGAAUGUUAACAGAAAUCCUUAAAACAAAUUGAUGUAUUGUCUAGCUUCUAUUAUGUGGCAUUAAAAAAAACCAUAGUUCUGUUAUCUUUUUCAGUUUUGUUUGUCCAAAUCAGAUAAGGAACAAUAUGAAAAAGAAGAGAGACCAGAAUCCCAACAAGAAAUCCUCAGAAGAGCUGCUAAAGACCUCCCAGUCUAUACUACAACAACCUCAAGAGGUUAGCCUGCAAAGAAUCCUAGCACUGCAUAAACUCCUUAAUGAUGCUAUCAAGUUUGAUUGGAUUGGGGCCAUUCAGCAGGCAUGAUUUCCUCCCUUACUUUCGGAUUCUUGGCAAACAAUAGUUUGCCAUAUCAUUUGAACUUGGCAAACCAGGAUUGGAGAGCUUGGUUUGAAUGAAGAUUGCACCCUUGAUUCAUAGGCAAACUAUAGUUCCCUUGAUUUGGAUAAACAGAUAACCUUUGGUUUUCUGAGAACCUGCAAGUAAGGAAAGUAACUGGCAUGCAUAAGUGAAAGAGUGGAGAGAGGGAAUGCACAAUGGUGAGGUUCAUACCUGUUAGUUCUUCUAAUGAAACCAUGGUUUAGCAUUGUGUUUCAGCUAAUUCACCGUGUUGAACCAUCUAGUUCUUCAAAUUGGUUUUAGCCUGUUUUAUCUAUUAACCAAGAGGCAGACAGGUUUUCUAAAGUAAAACCAGCUCUGGAAUUGAACUUUGCAUGGAGACGUAGCUGCUUGGGGAGAAUUUAAAAUACAGAUAUGUGCAUCUGUAGCAGGAGAAGAUAGCAGCUGCACUCAUGCAAUCAAAACUUGGCUUAAUAAGCUAGGAUGUGUACAAGUUGCACCUGCAUGCAACCUCUGUGCUCCCACUUCACUCCUGCUGUCACAUGAGUGGGAAAACAAACAUUUUAACCAUAGCUUCCCAUUAUGUGCAAACCAGGAACUAUGGUUAAUUUCUUCCAAGCAAGGCAGGAUCCGGAAGCCAACUUUAAACUGCGGGUUAAGCCAUAUUUUAAUUCUGCAGACCAGACCAUAAGCACAUAAGAAGCGCCUUGUGGUUCAGCCAUUGGUACAUCCAGUCCAGCAUCCAUUUCCCACAGUGGCCAACCAGGUGUCUGUGGGAAACGAGCAAGCAGGAGCUGAGUCCAAGAGCACCCUUGUGUCCAUAUGCUUAAACUAAUGUUUAGAUUACAUUUAUGUUUCGCUCAUCACUUGUCCAAAUGUGUCUCUUGCAUUCUUGUUCUCGUCCUGAUAGCUUCCUUCAACCUCUGCUAUAUGUGAGCUACCGAUCACCUUUACAGCACACUGUGUAUUUUGCUAAAGCAGACUUGGCAGAAUCCUGUUUUGAGGUCUAGAUUACCUCUGACCUUUGGAUUGCUAAACUACAGCUUCAUAUUUAACACCUUGAUUUUAAUGUUUAAUAUAGCCAUAAGAUACUGCGAUAGAUGCCAGCUCAUCAAGCCUGAUCGAUGCCACCACUGUUCUGCCUGUGACCUGUAAGUACUUGGGGAUACUUAGCCACGGGGUAGGAUAGACUUCAUCCGAUUUAUGCCUCUUAGUGUUGUCAGUAUCAAGCACAUGUUCACACCUGAAACUACUGUGUUAUUUUUUCAGGUACAGGAUGGUUCUCCACAAAAAUAAGUUUCACCAGCGAGUUCCUGGGUUUAUACCUCAUUGUCUUAAACACUAUGCUUCUCUGCCUUCACUUUUGCAUUCCUGUGUUCUGUUAGCACUUUUGCUGUUGUCUGUACUGCAGUGACCUGCUGGAAGAUAUUUGCUUGUAGUCAUACGCUUUAGAUUUAGAACAUGCUAUGAAAAUUAGAUAUGUAUGUUUCACUUCAUGGGUGAAAAAUUAGUUUGGGAGAGAUUUUUUAUUGGGGAAAUGACUGUAGAAGAGGAAGCAUUCUUUUUCCCCCUCUUCAGCUAUUUUUUCAUUCAGGCUUCCUUGGCUGCUUGACAGAAAGAGGGGGAGUGGGAGAGGAAAACAAACUUUUAAAAUAAAAAGUUAAAAUCUAAAAAGGAAGGAAGAGGAAGACCUACACAACAUCUUGCAUGGCUCUGUAGUGGGUGGGAAUUUUGGCAACUGUGAUGUUUGCCUGGAUGUUGAAAUGCUUUAACAGGCUUUGAAAGCUAGAGAUUAGAUACUAGGGGUAUGCACAGGCUCCAGGCCUUGCAUUGUAUCUGAUCUGCUUCUGAAACACUCUGUACUUUCUCUGUUUUGAUCUGUGUUUCAGGUUCUCUGCUCCUCUGUAUACAAUUAAGCUUUGCAUUUUCCUCAUUCACUAUAAUGGAUAAUCUAACAACAACUAUAACAUUCCCCUCUUUUUGCCAAAAUAACUUACAGACACAGAAGCCCCUCUGGUUAGAUUAAGCCUGCCAAACUGCAGACAAAUACAUCCAGAGGCUUGUGGAGGAGAAUUAAAAGGGAUGAAUUUUUCUCCAUAAUUCCUGUUGGGUUUGUCUCUUCCUUACCUUAAAAUAUUUAAUUAAAAUGAAUAAUUAAGAGGUGGUCUAUUUUUUGAAACAUGGCAGCUUUGCACCAGUCUUUUUCUGAUCGUUGUUUGUGUCCUCUGAUAGUCUUUACAGAUCUCUGAUGGGCCUCAUGGUGCAAGGUUGUCGAGAAACCUCUUUGCAGGGUUCUGAAGAGCUCUGGGCUUUUGUUAAAGCAGAGGAACAUAGGAUUUUAAAAACAAAACAAAACUCAAUGAAGCUUUUACUUUUCAAAAAAAUUCCCAGUUGUUGUGCUUUAACAAAAAAUAAUAAUCCAGAGCCUCACUUCUUGCAAAGCCUGUGGGCCACCCUAGAGAAACACAGAGGUAGAGAAACAUUGUUAUAUGGCACAGGGGGAGGAAAGAAAAAGAGUGGCAGUGUGACCCAGAGCUUUGUGGGAACCUAAUCUGACUCAGAGGAUAUAAUGACAUCAUAUCUUGACUGAGAUGAAGAGGAGGCUGAAUAACUAAUUCAGCUUUUUAUUUGACCAGUGCACACCUCAGUUAGACAUUCUUGUUUGGAAAAUCCACAUUUGUACUGUUUUGCCAUCAUUAACUUUAUUGGAAAUGUCUUUCUUUUUUCCUUAGGUGUGUACUGAAAAUGGACCAUCAUUGUCCUUGGUAUGCUCCCUCCCCCUUGGGUUCUUAAUUUUUGUCUGUGCAGAGAGAAAUAAGUAAACCACUUCUUGUUGGCUGUGCUGCAGGAUGAACCAAGAACAGGGAUAACUAGGAGUGACUACCUCCUCUGAGGAAAUUUUGGUUCUACAUUACUAGGAGUUGGUCUACUGGCAAAGUCUAAAUGUAUAUUGGGUUUGAUUGAUUUUUAUAACAGAAUGAAAAUGAAAAUGAAAUGAAAAACGAAAUGAAAAAUGAAAGCCUAAGGCUGCAGUCAUAUUCUGUUAAAAUUAAUGGGAAGUUUUAUAUUGGAAGAGGAUUGUACCAUAAAAAGCAUUAAUAUUAUUACGUAGUGACAGUUUCUACUGAAUGGUUUUAAUACUUCCCUUCAGAAGGAUUAGAGUUUUAAAAUAAAAUCAGGUUUAGAGCAAAAAAGGAUCAUUAGAAUGAAAGAGACAAUUUGUGAAUAAAUGGAAACAACUGGACAAAAAUACAAAUUGUAUUCAUGUUUGCAUAGUUAAUAAGCAACAUUUCAGUCAUUUUUAAUUGAUAAAGGGAUGGUUUUUAAAAAUCAAUUUCAAGCUUUGUGCAUUGUAAAAGAGAGCAAACUUUUUUACUUUAGGCAUUUAAGUUACUUCCAGAAAACAGUUUGCCUAAUUCUGCUUGCAAUGGCAAACCUAAAAGAUAGACCCUUUUAUUGCCUGCCGUUCUUCCAGGUUUACAUAGCAGUUUCUGUUUUCUUUUCUAGGGUGAAUAACUGCGUGGGAUUUUCAAACUACAAGUUUUUCCUCCUGUUUUUAUUUUAUUCCCUCCUGUAUUGUCUUUUUGUUGCCUCUACAGUGCUGCAAUAUUUCAUAAAGUUUUGGACAGUAAGUGGGGUUUUUUUAUUUAAAAAAUCAUAUCUUAGAUAUUUUAUCUGUCUAUUUAGCUGUCUGUCUCUGUGUGUUUAAACAUCAUGCAUUUAUUGUUGACAUACCACAUAUAACCAUCAUCAGUUUGAAGCGGCUGAAGGAAUAAAAACCUACCGAUAGUUAAUCUAAAUUUAUUUAUUUAAUAAUGUGUGUUUUUUCAGAUUCACUAGAGCUGGAAAACCCUGGGACAGUUUUUGCUCUGCAUGUUUUAAGAGACCACAUUAUGUUCAUAUGACAUUUAUUAACUCGAAAAAUGUCAACAUUGCCCUCAUCUAAUUCCAAAAUAAUGUUCUUCACUACUCUGAUUGAGUAGCAUUCUUUACUUUAUAUUAAAUCACUACCUGAAAAUACAAUAUUAUGAAGGCUGUAGACCACUGAGGUUUGUGCCACAAGAAGCCAAAAAUGCCUCAUGUUGCCAAUGGCUGUGGACUUGCACCGUUGUGCUUCUGAAGAACAUGGAAUAUAAGAGAGCUUCUUAUUUAAUGAGAUAACUUCUUACAUUAAAGAAGUCAGUUUUGAUUUCAGAAAACAGUUUGUGUGUGCAUGUAUCACAAGUAGAAAAGGAAAAUCUUUGACCGGCUCAGAGUAAAUUCUCUCUCUUAAUAUUCCAUGAGAUCUUCUCUUGUGAGGAUAAAGACACCCUUCUGAGGGUUGGUUAAGCAUAGAGAAAUAUGGGCCUUAUAGAAUGAUAGAAUUGUAGAGUUGGAAGGGACCCUGAGAGUUGUUUAGUCCAAUGCCCUGCCAUGCAUGAAUCCUGCCCACAGCCUCAAACCACCAGCCUUCUGGUUAACAGCCAGACGCGCUGAUCCACUGUGCCACAAAGGGCUUUAUUUGGCCAUGCAAAGGAGAUUGUUAGCCGUUUUGAGACUCCUUAGGGUAGUGAUAAAGUGGGAUAUCAAGUCCAAACUCCUCCUCCUCCUCCUCUUCUUCUUCCUUGUUUCCCAUUACAUCUGAUUUGGAAAACUAUGGUUACCAGCUUCAGAACAGGCCAGGAUCUUACAUCAACUUUAAAUGGUGGUUUAAGAUCCUAACUUGUUUCUAAUUUGAAAACCACCAUUUCUAGGUUUGGAGAUAAUGGGGGGAACGAUGAUUAACUGGAGGCUAAUUGCAACCUCCUGAGAAGGAAAGGGUGGUGUGCAUGCAUGCAAGACUCACUCGUUAUUUCUUUAAGCUGAGCUAAAUACAUCUGAACUGAGACAGACUUGGCAAACUCCAUCCAGUGAGCUUUCUGCCUGAAACAUGGGAAGCUACUUUAUAUCAAAUCAAACCACUGGUUCAUCAAGCUCAGUAUCGUCUACACCAGUGAUGGCCAAACUUGGCCCUCCAGCUGUUUAGGGACUACAAUUCCCAUCAUCCCUGACCACAGUUAGCAAGGGACCAGUUGUAGUCCCAAAACAGCUGGAGGGCCAAGUUUGGCCAUCACUGGUCUACACUGACUAGCAAUGGCUCUCCAGGGUUUUAGAUACGAGUCUCUCCCAGCUCUGCCUGACGAUGAUAAGGACUGUACUUGGAACCUUCUACAUUCACAGCAGAUGUCCUGUGCGUCCUCACCCAGUGCUUUAAACGUGACGGGAUGCAUCCAAAAUUCUGUGCUUGGCACCACAUACACUUUCUGGGUUUACCAAUUAUCUAUUAAAGAAUCAUAGAAUUGUAGAGCUGGUCCAACCCCCUGCAAUGCAGGAAUCUCAGCUAAAGCAUCCAUGAGAGAUGGCCAUCUAACCUCUGCUCAAAAACCUUCAAGAAAGGAGAGUCCACAACCUCUCAUGGAGACAGCUCCUGCUGUCAGAAUGUUUUCCCUGAUACUGUAUUUAGUCUGAAUCUCCUUUCUUGUAACUUGAAGCCAUUGGUUUGAGUCCUGCCCUCCAGAGCAGGAGAAAACCAGUAUGUUCCCUCUUCCAUGCGACAGCCCUUGAGAUAUUUGAAGAUGGCUAUCAUAUCACCCCUCAGUCUGCUCUUUUCCAGGUUAAACAUACCCACAACUACUGUUUUCAGUAACUGUAGUGAAAGUUACCAAAAGAUAUUAGAAGAAGAAUUAUAUAUAGCAAUACAUACAGUACAAAUAAGGAGACAAGUGUCUCUGGGCAGCUAUUAGUAAUAGGCAGAUAGAAUCGUAAUAUUAUUUCAUGUGAUAAUGUAAUAUCAGUCAGUGGCUCUGAGAUACAGUACUGGAACUGGUUAAUCUAAAGAUGUGUUUAAUCAAUCAAUCAAUCAAUCAAUUAAUAAUAUUUAUACCCUGCCCAUCUAGCUGGGUUUUCCCAGCCACUCUGGGUGGCUCCCAACAGAAUAUUAAAAACACAAUAAAUAAUCAGACAUUAAAAACUUCCCUAAACACAUUCCAUUCCUGGUCUCUCUCUCUCUCUCUCUCUCUCUGUGUGUGUGUGUGUGUGACUCCCAUUAUUUUUUCAAGAAACGACUAGAUAUUCUUGAUUUCCUCCAUUUUUCAGAUAUGUGAGUUUUAGCUCGCUAACAUUUUGAAAGGAAACAUGCUGCUUUCCUUUUAAACAUUUUUGAAGAUACUUCUCCAUCAGUUCUUAUAAAGAUACAUUUUAAAGCAGUGGUUUCCAACUGGCAUAACUUACCCAGGCAGUCAAUGGCACAUGCCUGCCAACUGUCUGGGGCAUCCUGUUUUGGGGCAGCCAUGCUGUGCCCCAAAACACACAAGAUUGCAGCACCCAAAAUCACACGAUUUUGGGUGCCGUGCUCUUGCACAGGUGCAUGGCCCAGAAAACAUGCAUCCCAGUUUUGCGCUGGGACAUGUUGGAGGGUAUGGUGGCACCAUUCACAUAACCAAAACUACCACAUCAGAUGUCAACAUUUUCAAAAACAUGGGGUCUGCAGUACUUAGCUAAUUGGGAACCACUGCUCUAAAGCAUAGGGAGAUCUGUGGCUUUUUAAAGAUCCAUUGAGAAUGGUUUAAGCUAUGAUUUUAGAAUUAAAGUGAUAUACGUAAGCAAAAUGAUAGGUAUCUUACAUGUACCCAAACCCACUUUUAGUUACAUAAAAAGAACUAAACAUCAUACAAUAAAUUGAAGGGAGUCUCCAAAUAACUCAUUCUGUAAUUCUGUGAUAGUGGCAAGGACACUGUGCUUUCAAAAUGCUCUGAUUUGUAGCUGGGUAACAAAUUUCCAAACCUCACAUCACUAUGAACAUUAGCUUCCAAGAGUCUUCUUGGAUCUAUAUAAAACCAAUUGGCUUCAAGGCUGAACUUCCAAUGUGGAAAAUUAGAGAGAGCAAUGUGUUAAUCUUAAUUUUAAUGGUGUGCCUUGAGUCCACACCAUUAAAAUAAAUUACCUUUUACUUCAAUCUCAUUGUGCAAACACAAGCUCACCUUUACAUGUUCAUCCACUGAAUGUAGACUAAGGCCUCUUGCCAUUGAAUGCUGCACGCAUAAGCCAUUAAUUUUCUAACAACGUUUUUACUGUUUCUGAACACCAGCCUUGAAGGGAUAAAGCUAUUUAAUAAAUUGUCUUUAUUUGCACAAAGCUUUGCCGCAGGAAAUCUGCUGAGAAUUGUCCAAAGGUAAAAUGCAAUUUAAGCUGAAGUCUGUUCUGGUGUGCUCAUUCAUUUUUAAUAAUGAAACAAGAUUAUCAUACUAUUUUGUAAUACUAUCUGUAUAAUUAUGUAUUUUUAAUUAAUUGAAGCUUAUUGUGGAGAGCCGAAGAAGAAAUUAGUACACUUAAAUGCUGGUGGUAACUUAAAUGGAUGCUAAUCUAUGAUGAGAGAAUUUUACUUUUACCUUUCUAUUUUAAAGGUCAUCUUUUAGAAAUAAUUGGUUUUUCAAGCUAUGUAACUGCUGCAAUUAAACUAUUUAUUGUUUCAUGAGAUUUUUGUAAUCUGAGCAUAUGUGGAAAAACUUGAAACUGAAUUAAAAAUACACGAGACAUUUUCUCAUGAAAUGACACUUCUACUCAAUGUAAAAACAUCAUUAAAAAAAACCUAUGCACAUUCCCUAUAACUUUCACCUUCUUACAGAGGCUUACAUUGUAUGUGGUGUGUGUUGGUUCACAUGAUCAUGUGGCAUACAAAUAACAGUGAUAACUUCAUACUGAACAUCUAAUUAAGCUCAGAUGGGUGGGAGGAAGAUUCAUCCUGCCCCCAUUUCCAAUUUUAUAGUUGAAUUUAUAGUGUGUAGGCUUACUCUACAUCUUACCUCAGGCAGUUUAAGUUCUAUAAAGAAAAAUACACGUUGUAAACAUUGUAUAGGAAGUAUAGCAGCACUUAGAAAUCAUACAGAUGCGCAUCAAAGGAUGUUGAAUGUGCUUUUACAGUGAUGCUCAUGUACACUCUGUCACAAAGUAUUGGCAAGCCCUGUGAGUUGCAGUUCUACAUUGGUUUCAUAUAAUUUAGGUUUCUAAAAUGCUAAAUAUGCUCAUAGUAAUGUUUGGAUAUGGUGAUACUGGCUCAGAGAGGCAACUUUAUAGAAGACCAGCUGUUGAAUAGAAGUACUAAUCCCGCCCCCCUUUUUCUUCUUCUUCCCAGAAUGAACUGCUGGACACUCGUGCAAAAUUCCAUGUUCUCUUCCUUUUCUUUGUGGCUGCCAUGUUCUUCAUCAGUAUACUGUCACUUUUCAGCUAUCACUGCUGGCUGGUUGGCAAAAACAGGUCAACAAUAGGUUAGUAAACAAUCUGCGGUAUUGUUAUCUAUUCCAAUUCCAAGAAAGUCAAUGUUAUUCUACUUUCUCCUCACCGUUAAUCCUGUGAGCUAGGUUAGUCUGAGCAUGUGCUGUUGGCUCAAGGUUGCUUAGUGUGUUUCACGGCUGUGCUUACUCAUAAGCAAGUCCUGUUAAGAAUCCCUGGAGGUUAGGAUUGUACCCCUCAAUCAGCAUAUCGAUUUAAGUGACUUAUGCCGUUUCCUGCUACUGGCCGUUUUAACUUCUUGAGAGCCAGUGUGGUGUAGUGGAUAAGAGCAGUAGUCUCAUAAUCUGGGGAACCGAGUAUGAGUCUCCACUCCUCCACAUGCAGCUGCUGGGUGACCUUGGGCUUGUCACACUUCUUUGAAGUCUCUCAGCCCCACUCACUUCACAGAGUGUUUGUUGUGGGGGAGGAAGGGAAAGGAGAAUGUUAGCCGCUUUGAGACUCCUUUGGGUAGUGAUAAAGCAGGAUAUCAAAUCCAAACUCUUCUUCUGCUGCUUCCUUUCCAUCUUAGGUUAGCUGUUGUUAGAUACAGGAGCUGGGUUUUUGUUGUUGUUGUUGUUGUUGUUUAGUCGUAUCCAACUCUUCGUGACCCCAUGGACCAGAGCACACCAAGCACUCCUGUCUUCCACUGCCUCCCGCAGUUUGGUCAAACUCAUGCUGGUAGCUUCGAGAACACUGUCCAACCAUCUCGUCCUCCCCUUCUCCUUGUGCCCUCCAUCUUUCCCAACAUCAGGGUCUUUUCCAGGGAGUCUUCUCUUCUCAUGAGGCGGCCAAAGUAUUGGAGCCUCAGCUUCAUGAUCUGUCCUUCCAGUGAGCACUCAGGGCUGAUUUCCUUCAGAAUGGAUACGUUUGAUCUUCUUGCAGUCCAUGGGACUCUCAAGAGUCUCCUCCAACACCAUAAUUCAAAAGCAUCAAUUCUUCGGCGAUCAGCCUUCUUUAUGGUCCAGCUCUCACUUCCAGAAGCUGGUUUAAACCAUACCAAAUGGAACAUCUUUACUGAAAAUGUCUGUUUAAUUAGUUGCUUCCUACAUUUGUUCCAGCCGCCGCUUUUGUUGAAUUUGGUCCGUGUUUUUCUAGCUCAUUUUUUAAGAGUGCAAUUUUAAUGAAAACAACAACAAACUUUUAUUUUGUAGACUUUUUGCAUUUUUGCUACUUAAUGGCUUUAAAGGAUUAGACAAAUACAUAGAGGGUAAGGCUGUCAGUGAUUACUAGUCUUAAUGGCCAUAUAUUACCUCCAGGCUCAGAGGAAUUAUGCCUCUGAAUACCAGUUGCUAGGGAGCACAAGUGGGAGAGUGCUGUUGUGCUGAGGUCCUGGCUGGGCACUGUGAAAACAAGAUGCUGGGUGGGCAUUUGGCUUGAUCCAGCAGGGCUCUUCAUAUAUUCUUAAGAGAUCUGUCCUCUUUCCCACAUUUGUUUACUUUUGUUUUCUGUGUGUGAUGCAGAAGCUUUCAGGGCACCUAUGUUUCGAAAUGGACCUGACAAAAAUGGCUUCUCUCUCGGAUGCAGUAAAAACUUGAGAGAGGUUUUUGGAGAUGAGAAGAAGUACUGGUUGCUACCAAUUUUUACAAGGUAUUCUUGUUUAAAUUUUAUUCUUCUACUUUUAAAAGUUAUUAGAGUAAAAUCUAGAGUUUGGUGAUUUAGUGAAGCUAGCAGUCCUAAAUACUGCUAAAAUUGUAACUUGUAUAUUUCCUGAACAAUGAACAUACCUAUGUGCUAACUAAAUUAUAUAUUGUCUGCUAAGACCUAAACUGCAUUCUUUUUUAAAUUAUUUUUGUGCAUAAUGUAGCCUGGGAGGUUGCAUGUUCAAUCCUCUAUAUUGUGAGGUCCUUGUUCUGUACUGGGUAUUUUAGACAAAUUAUUUAAAAUAUUCCGUAUUUAUAUAUACAGUGGUAACUUGGGAUGCGAAUGGGAUCCGUUCUGGAGCCCCGUUCGCAUCCUGAACGCAACGUAAGCUGCGACGGCGCAUCUGCGCGUGCACGGGUCACGUUUUGCCGCUUCCGCGCGUGACGUCAUUUUGAGCGUAUGCGCGAGCGGCAAAACCCAGAAGUAACGCACUCCGUUACUUCCGGGUUGCCGCAGAGCGCAACUUGAACACACUCAACUCGAAGCACACUCAACCUGAGGUAUGACUGUAUAAACCUUUUUCUUCAGGACCGUGCCACUGUACUACAUACCAGUUUUUCCUUUUAAUCCCUCUGUAUUCUAGACAGUGAUUUUUGUUUUCUCCAUUGUAACGUCUGUUGUUGACAAACAUUUUCAGAACUUUGCAGUAGACACCUCUUUUAUUCUACAUAACUGUUUGUAAGUCUUGUGCAUGCCUGCCUGGGAGUAAACUUUAUUUGUCAAGAUUUUGUUGCGUUUUUAAUAUUUUGUUGGUAGCCGCCCAGUGGCUGGGGAAACCCAGUCAGAUGGGCGGAGUAUAAAUAAUAAAUUAUUAUUAGUAGUAUUAAAAUAUACCUCCCAAGUAAUAUUCAGUAGGAUUGGGCUUCAUACAUUUAUGGUUCAAGUGAAAUACAAAUGGGACCAUAUCAAAGUAUUUCUAUGACUUUACAAAAUAAAGCAGAGUCAAAAUAGUUGGUCGUCAUUAGUUCUUAUCUGUGGAUAUUUGCAGAUCAUUUGUACAACUGUCCUUUUUUAAAAAGUGGCAUCUUUGCUAAGUCCUACUGUUAGUAUUCCCAGCAUGAGGACAACACUUUUUUAAAGGGUCUGAUUUAGUUGCCUUCCACUCUAACAGCUGUGCUGUAACCUUGAACAUGCAGAAAUAACAUACUGUCAAGGAAUAUAGGUCGCUCAGACCUUUGUAAGAACUUUGUAUUUAAAAAGACUACCUUGCUUUGUGAGGUCAGCAGCCAGGUACAAUUUCUACAGUAAUAGCUAACGCCCCAUGUUUUAGAAAUUUAAGAGAAACAGCAAGAAAAUGAGAUUUCAGUUCAAACUGAGACAUUCAAAAACACUCCAGUGAACUCUUGAGGUUAAACAGACUGCAUGUAAUUUACUGAUAAUACACAUUCUUUUAAGUCUUAAAUUUCCUACCGUCAAGCUCACAUAGGUGUUUUGUGUUGUUCCAGUGGAGCACAAGCCUUUUUUUUAUUUUGGAGACAAACUUUGUUGAACAAGUACAUAUAUGCUUCCAUGGUGUUUAUACUAAAUAAAUAAACGUGCAAGUUACCUGCAGCUCUGAAAUAAGUCAUUUCCUGCAUUAUUUGUAGUGGAGGUUGCAGUGCUUAAAAGUUACUUAACCAUCUGCUAUACCAACCAGAACAUUCCAUUGUUUGAACAGGGCGAUGUACUAUCUACAUUUACUGAGUCACUCAAAUGUGCCACUUCAUAUAACUGUUUUAAACCCAGUGUAUCCAUUAGUGUUAGUUUUUAAUAGCACACUAGUUAGAUGUCAUGUCUAUUUUAUUGUUCAGUUUAGGGGAUGGCUGUAACUUUCCAACACGCUUGGUGAUUAUGGAUCCAGAGCAGCUUACUGUCUCAAGCCAAAAUGAUCCUGCUAAAAGGUGUGUGGUUUUUCUUUCACUUGUGUCUUGCUUCCUUUUAUCUUACGUGUAUCAUUUUUACAAAGCAAGGAAAAAUGCAUAUUGAAGACCACAGCUGUGGCCAAAUGUGAACAGUCCUCUUUGUAGUCUAAUCUUUUCCCUGCCUCUGCUUUUGACCCAUUGUUCACCAGGUCUUAGCCUCCUUUUUUACUCCCCCACUCUAAACGUCCUUUGAUGCUGUUUGACUUUGAAGUGAGUUAGGCUGGAAAGUUUAUUUCUUUUUAAUGGGAAGUUCUUUAUGUUUGACAAUAUUUAUAGUGCAAGCUUAGUUAUGGACACCUUGUCCAUUUAAAAUUGAGCUUUCUAAGCCUCAUUUUUUCCUGCCUUCGUCCUGACCUGCCAUAUGGAGCUUUCAGCCUUAUAUCUCUUACAAGCUCACUGUUCUCACCAAUUAAUUCCCUGUGCAUCCUUUCUGUUGUAUGCCAGGCAUUCAGAGUAGCCCUUGAGAGAGAUUGUGCCAGUUUAGAUCAUGUAACCACAAACUAUUGUUUCUUGUUAUAGGCUUGAACAAUCCAACCCUCCCCUUUACACUUGAGGGGAGGACAUUUAAAGCCUCUUUUCCUGGUUAGCAAAGUUUCUUACUUACUAGGAAUGGGUGCCUUAAAUGUCCUCCCAUCAUGCAUGAAGGGGAGAGGACAGCAGGCAAGCCUGAAGCUCAUGAAGUUAUGUCUUAACUGAGCAAUAUUAAUUCAUAUUGUGUUGGUCUCCAGAAUAGUGUUUAAGAAUUUAAAGUUCUUUGGUGCAUGAACUCCAGCUUCUGAUAGCAGUUCUUCUUUUCAGCUCGGGUCCCAGUCAACCAUUUCCUGUUAGGCCACUAAGCGAGUCCCAAAAUCGAUUGCUGGCCAGUGAAAACCAGUGGGUGGAAACCAAUUCAGAAGAUGAAAAUGUUAAAUCAGGUACUGAAUGUUAACUGAUUAAUUAUAAUCACUUGUUAUAGAACAGAAAUUCAACAUUCUGAUUAAAUGAGAGAAAGAGAGAAUGGAGAGUAACUGAUUUUAAAGAUGAACAAGUUUGUCUUUUGCAGAUUAAUACAAAUAAAGAGGUCAGAUACUGGCUUAAUGCCGCUCCUCCCAAAAAAAAAUUUCAUCACGUAACGUCUCUAAAGCAUGUACCUUUAUAAUUAUGUUUUCUUUAUUUUUUAAAGGUGUAAAAAAGCAUAUUAUAGUUUCAUUGGAGAGCUGAUCUUGGCUUCAGUGUCCAUCCCUCUCAGUGGAGAGGAAAAGAUGGUAAGAUAACUUCCGCUCAGAAAUAGUGAUUUAUUGUGACCUUGUAAGGCUGUGAAAUAAGAUUCUUUUCGUUUUGAAAGCCUUCCUUUUUUAAAAAAAAGAAAGGAAAAUGGAGCAUGGGUGAUGCAUCAGAAAUAUAAAGCCUAGUCUUAAAAGUGAAGGCAGAAACACAGCAAUUAAGGACAGUGUUUCUUCAGUGUGGAGUAGCCGCGAUCAGUUCCCUUGUGUCUGUGAUUAGGGGAUGAGUUUUCUAUAGGCUAAUUUGAGAUACCGCAAAUCUAUUUCCAAAGCAGAUUUAAAGCAGCAGGCAGAUUUCACAGAGUAGAAGCCAAUUCCUGUUUGGAUAGAAAUGUGUUUACAGUGCAGUUGCCAGCAUCCCAAGACCAAGCUGAUAGAAGUUGUAUGAGUGGAACACAGGUGGCAGCACAGAGACCCCAGUUGGGCUUCAGUCAUUUUGGAGAAAGCCCUUCAUAAGCAGUAAGUCAUGCAAGGAAGUGACAUAGAUCGAAAUACGGAGUAGGUAGCCAUGUCUUUUUUCUAUCUCUGUCUUUAUGCAGCAUUACACUAAUGUAAUUUGUUUUCCGUAUAGGUUUCUACACUACAUUUGUGCUUGGAUAUUACUUAAUUUUGUAUGGAAGACACUGAUAUAUCAAUGGAACAGUGCCAGCAUGUUAGCAGGAUAUGAAAAAACGAAAUCCUUGACGGUAUCCAGUGGAUGCUUAUGAGCACUGUUGCAUAGCAGAAAGUUUGAUGCCUUAAGAUUCUUGAUGUGCAUUUUUGCAACAUGGACGUAAGCCACUACAAGGGCCAAAUCCUGAAAUACCCUGGAAGGAUAUGAGAGUAUGCAAGACUUUUAGAAGUGCAGAAACUAUGCAUUUUGGCUGCACCGCGGUGGAGGAAACUAAUUCUGCAAAGUUGGUGUGAGAAAUGCCAUGCCGGUGUCAUACGGGAGUUUCUUCCAUAGCAAGUCUAUGGAAGAAAAAUGGGGCAGGGGAGGAAAGAGUGAAACAAUCAUAGAGUACGGCCAUUGAAACUUCACAGUACGAUUAUGUGUCUCAAAGCACUAUCUGGUAGACUUGCAGCAUGAUGCAUUUUUGCUUUCUCCACUACCAUUAUCAGAUAACCAGUGGUAUUGGUAGGUGUUGCUAAACAGCCAACCCAAGACUCUGGCCUUUUAGUCCUCUCUGAUAUUGAAGUUCUCUUCCUACAGGCUUGCUUUGUUGCAAUACAACAUCAGACAAGCAAGGUUUUUCCAUUGCAUUUUUUUUUAUUUUUUCCAGAAAUAAGGGCCCACUGGCAACAUGGUACAUUAGUUAGGGAGAAUAAAGUUUCCUCGACUUUCUGUUUCUUUAAAGUGCCAAUAGUUUAAUUUCUAGAAUUUGUCUUAUUAAGCCAUAUCAACAAUAUAAUUUAGUAAAGUGAAUUCCUCUUCUUCCUUCCUCCCCAGAGAUGUUUACCUGAAUAUUACUUUCAAAUCUUUUUGACUGAUAAAACCAGCAUAAAGAUCCCAAUUGAUUUAUCCAUCUUCUUUCAGCCCAGCUCCAGAAAUCAUCCAUUUCUUUUUUAAGAGAAAAUAAACAAAUAUGUACUGUACUUUAUGGGACUGGAUUUCACAGGGAUUUUUACUAGCAAAAUUCCUUGAGUAAGAUGUGGAAGAAUGCACCCAAGGGAGAAAGAGGGUUUGUUCUCUAGUUACCCCUGCUUUGGCAUCUCUCCCUCCCACAGUCUCACUGACCCUGAAUCCAAGGCCUAUCCUUUUAAGACACAAACCUUUUUCUGAGCAAAUAAUUCUACAAACUACUGUGGGGGCUUAAUCUUUAUUAUCAGUUCACAAGGGGCAGCAAAGUACUCGAUGCUUGACUCAGAAGAAUCCUCAUCUCCAGCCGCCCAGCUCUUUAAGCAGAAUUCUGGCUUCCGAUACUCUUUAAGGAGGAGACCAUUGUAGCCACGAAGUUCUGUCUUGGCUCACUGUAUGGUGUUAGACUUCCCCAUCAUUCUACCUUGAUGUGUACCUUUUAAUUCCCCAUCAUAAAUUGUGUCCAAGCUGCUCAUAGUUCGUUAGCUCCAUAAAAAUAUUAAAUUCUUCCCAAACCCCUUUUAUAUAAAUUAUCCCAUGUAUGAUACAAGUGGAAAAACCGGGAUCCACUUUGCAAAUCUUAGGAAACAUGACGAUAGUUGGAUGGGGGGGAAUUAUAUUGAAAAUAAAUUUUGUAGUUUGUAUAAUAGUUUAGGAUCUUCUUAGAUCAGCUUAGUUUACAAAAUGAAGGAAAAGCUAAAAUGGUUUGUGCUGUCUUUGUGACCAACCCAAACUCAAGAGCUGGAUCCUACACACUUCCUGUGCAAAAUGCAUAAAUCAAGCUCAGGGCUUUCUGUGCAACUGCUAACCUCACUCUCCAUACUCAAGGUAGUGGGAUUUCACCCCAACUCCUGUCCUGAAAUAGCAGUUGCCAUCAGUGCUUCAGAGCACAUGGGGGAAAUAAGCGUUAUGUGGCACAACAGCACCUUGCAUAUAGCUUCUCCAGGUCAGGUGGGGAUGAAUAGAGGCAGGUUUGUUUUUUUGUCUUCUUAUGUCCCAGCCAGCCCACAGAAUGGUCCCACAACUUCUUGCACUAGCUAGGCACUGUAGCAAAUGGACAGCCCCUUCAGUGUUGACGCAAGUGGGCAGAGGUGCCAUGCUCUGCCUUGCUUGUCCCAUUCUUCAUACAGUACCUGUGCUUUGACUCUCAACAGCUUCAGGAAAGGAUAGAAUGGAAUCAAGUAUAUCUUGGGAGCCAGGCCAUAAAUUUAUGGGUUGCGUUUACCAGUUAGGUCAACUAUAGCAGCACAUUUCUUAUAGUAUGUCAUAUAUGUAGAGUACGUAAAAUGGGUAACAGGGUUCUCUUUGUAGAGUGUACAUAGGAAUUAAGGCCCAUCUGCACUUAACGUGAAUCUUAGAAGUCCACACGUUGCUGUUAAUGCAUUCCCUUUUUUCACUAUUGGGGUAAUAAUUGUCAAUAUUUAAUACUUUAUUGAUUUGCAGUCCUUAAACCACUUUGAAAAGGUUCCAGAAGACUCUUCUUCAUGGUAUCCGUUGUUUAAUGUGUAAACUAUCUUGACCAGUAUUGAGAAAUAAUACCAAAGAAUAUAGUUUGUAAACGGUUUAGUUUUAAUUCCAAUGCCUUAUGAAAGCAUUUUGCUAGUAAAUGACCUAGCAUCAGCAGGUCACAUUUAAGGAUCAAUGUAAUUUUUAAUGCUAGUAAAUACAGUUUGCAUUCCCUAGCAGACACAUUCCUGUUUCAAGAAGCUCCCCUGAGUUCUGAUUCUAGCACAAUCUGGCGUUGCUUGCUGGCCACUUUUAUGAGUUCAGUUUUAUGUUACAGAUUUGGGGUGAAGUUGUUUUUUAAAACAGCAGCACUUCUUUCAUUUACCAACGACUCUUUUUUCUGGUAGAAUAAUGCCUUAACAAUUGGUAUCAACUACUAGAGUCAAUCAAGUUCCAAACAUCAUCUUUAUUUUUAAUAAGAUGCCAACCCUAAUAUACAAUGUGACGUUAGCUCCUGGUUACUUAGCAAUACAUCUCUUGGAUCUGUGUUGGAAACUUAUGCUUUAACUCAGUCUUAAUAUCCAAUAUGUAUUCUCCAGAUCUUAACUUGAAUCUUGCAAAUGGUAGAAAGUGUCUGUCCACAUUUACAGAACAUUAAGUGAAGUUGAGUUGUAGAAGAUCAUCCAACAGGGAUAUGACUGACUCAUAACUUGGGUCAAGUUAGGACAGCAUCAGAACCUUUUUCUUGGUACCCAGAAAUUGUAAACACCAACAGAUGUACAAGUUACAUUAUGUUGCAGUUCCCAAGUAGUCCCAGAAUUCUGGGAUUCUACCAGGAAAAUUUUAUAUAAAGUGGUUUAAGGAAUGCAGAUUUUUCCUUCAUUCCUAAAUGCAUUUACCAGGAAGUCCUAUGGGUUUCUGCAGAGAUGACACAUAAAUACAUGGUUUAGAAUUGCAGACCAUAAUGCAAAACAGAGAACAUCUCUCCACUGUGUCUUCAUUUCUUCUGCCCUCGUGUGUAAAUUACAAGGCCAUAAGAGUGACAUCCUUAGUUUAUGUCUAGGGCUGCCACAACCUGUGUGUUUACCAGUGGGUAUGUCAAAUACAUUGUCCUGUAUUUAUGACAAAGGUGUAUGCAAGGAUUUUACUUAAAUAAAGGUAUAUCCACUGUAACUAAGUAAGCUUGCAAAUACUCAAAUUUAAAUUGGUAUGAGGUUAUUUAGAGGAUAUAUAAUGUGAAUAAUGCAUCUGUUUUUAUGUUGCAGAUAGGAAUAUUCCUAUGCACAAAGAAAGCAUUGCCAUUAAUACUUUAAAGUGACUUUUUAAACGGACUUUUAUAAAUAAAUUAAAUAUAAAAGAAUACAGAUCAUUUUGCCUGAAAUUUUCAUGUUUUUAUCUGCACCUUGUAAUAUUUUCAUGUGUAUUUUUCACCAAUAAUUUUAAAUCAUGUUGAGUAUUUUAUAUAUCAAAGUGCAGACUUCCAUUAAUAUCUUAAGCAUUGCUCCUUUUAAGGGGAAAAAGCAUAAUCUUUACACCCUUCUUUGCCAAAGUGAUGAUACAUUAAAAUGGAUUAUGACACACUGAAUGCAAAAGAAACUAAAUAAAUACGUUG
Molecule: messenger RNA, 38155 nt
Organism: Podarcis lilfordi (Lilford's wall lizard)
Lineage: Eukaryota; Metazoa; Chordata; Lepidosauria; Squamata; Lacertidae
Source: the annotation of a GenBank genome assembly